This is a messenger RNA of Acanthosepion pharaonis, 591 nucleotides long. The record is from the annotation of a GenBank genome assembly. Lineage: Eukaryota; Metazoa; Mollusca; Cephalopoda; Sepiida; Sepiidae.
AUGAAAGUUUUGAAUUUCCUAUUUAAACAUCUCUCUUUUUUUCUUUCUUUCUUUCUUUCUUUCUUUCUUUUUUUCUUUCUUUGUCGCUCUGUCUCUCUUUCUCCUUCUCUCUCUCUCUCUCUCUCUCUCUAUCUCUCUCUUAUUAUUUAUACCGUCAGUUUUUUGUUUCCCUGUCUGUUAACCAUCGUUCACUACUAUCUUAUUUUUCACUACUAUAUUCCUUUCCUUAAUUUUACUCCCUUCAAACUAAUUGUUUCUAUUCUUUCUUUCUCAAAAUACGUUCACUGUAAUCUUUCUUUCAUUCUUUCAUCUCCUUCAAACUGUUCCCUUUUCUUUCUUUCAUUCUUUCGUUCUUUCUUUCUUUCUUUCUUUCUUGCUUUCUUAAAAUGUGUUCACUGCAGUUUAAUUUAUUUCCUUCUUUCUUUCUUUCUUUCUUUCUUUCUUUCUUUCUUUCUUUCUCAAAAUUUGCUGAUUAAUUUCUUUCUUUCUUUCUUUCUUUCUUUCUUUCUUUCUUUCUUUCUUUCUUUCUUUCUCAAAAUGCGUUCACUAUUAUCUUCAUUUUAUUCUCUCACCUCGUUCAGAAUAUUUUAA